GGCAAUUUUCAGCACACACAAAAAAGUCGCAGACCGUCAACCAUCGCGAGUCUUCCCCGGCAAAGAUGUCUUCUUUCGAGUCUGUGGUCGUCAUCGACGGCAAGGGCCACCUCCUCGGUCGCCUCGCCAGCAUCGUCGCCAAGCAGCUCCUCAACGGUCAGAAGAUCGUUGUGGUCCGCUGCGAGGCCCUCAACAUCUCUGGCGAGUUCUUCCGCGCCAAGCUCAAGUACCACUCGUACCUGCGCAAGAUGACCCGGUACAACCCCACUCGCGGUGGUCCCUUCCACUUCCGCGCUCCUUCCCGCAUCUUCUACAAGGCUGUCCGCGGCAUGAUUCCCCACAAGACUGCCCGUGGCGCCGCUGCCCUUGAGCGCCUCAAGGUCUUCGAGGGUGUCCCUCCCCCCUAUGACAAGAAGAAGAAGAUGGUCGUUCCCCAGGCUCUCCGUGUCCUGAGACUCCAGCCCGGUCGCAAGUUCUGCACCGUUGGCCGUCUCAGCUCCGAGGUCGGCUGGAAGUACGAGGAUGUUGUUGCCAGACUCGAGGAGCGCCGCAAGGCCAAGGGCGCCGCCUACUACGAGCGCAAGAAGCUCGCCGCCCGCCAGCUUUCCGAGGCCAAGAAGAGCGCCAAGGUCAACGACAAGACCGCCGAGGCUCUCAAGGAGCUCGGCUACUAGAGAUAGUAGCUGUUGCUUCAUCGACUUUUCAUCCUUUGUGCGUUUUCACUCUAGAUUGGCGCGGUUCAGGGCAUCAUCAACAUCUGCGAGGAAAUGUGGAGGAGUCAGUGGCUUUCCGACUCGCUGUUUGUCCCAGGUAUGGGACCUCAUACGAAUAAAUGAUGAGAUCACACAACCAAUGGAGAGAUCAUGCAUGGGAUGAAUGGAAGAAACAAGACAAAUACCCCCGGGCGUUCAGCAUGCAGUUCAGGACCUUUGUGUGGUGCGUGCCAGGCGUGUUCUCAUGACAGAAAGGGACCCUUGCGUCUCGUAGAUGACGACCAUGCUGUCCAGCGGCACCCCGUCCACAAGCCCGAACAUGCUGAAGCAAGCCAAUGAAUGACUACUGCGUACUUAAGCCAAAUAAUGCUAAAGUCUUCGAACGAACCCUUUGAUAUCAUAGCGUUGUGCUACAGUAUCACAUUUAUUUCCAAGCAUGGAUAACGCCUCGAGCCGACGACUUUAUCACAACCUCAGGCUAAUUAUCUAGUGAAGCAUCAC
Neurospora tetrasperma FGSC 2508 is the source of this 1214-nucleotide messenger RNA. RefSeq lists its product as uncharacterized. Gene Ontology annotation, biological process: negative regulation of translation; translation. The transcript has 6 exons. Gene Ontology annotation, cellular component: cytosolic large ribosomal subunit; ribosome. Lineage: Eukaryota; Fungi; Ascomycota; Sordariomycetes; Sordariales; Sordariaceae. The record is from RefSeq and is a predicted model, not a curated record. The coding region runs from base 66 to 674 and encodes 202 amino acids. Gene Ontology annotation, molecular function: structural constituent of ribosome; mRNA binding.